Molecule: messenger RNA, 2802 nt
Organism: Pseudopodoces humilis (Tibetan ground-tit)
Lineage: Eukaryota; Metazoa; Chordata; Aves; Passeriformes; Paridae
Gene: CEP95
Product: centrosomal protein 95
Cellular component (GO): spindle pole; centrosome
Source: RefSeq, a predicted model, not a curated record
GUGCCGCCAUGGGCAGCGCUGAGGGGACAGAUUGGGUUGAUCUUGCCAAUGAUCUUUUAAGGACCUGUCACAUAAACCAGCACAUACAGCAUCUCUCAGAAUGCGGUGCUGAUGUGUUUGUUCAUCUUUAUGAGUCAAUCUUAGGAGAAAAAGUACCAGAUUUCAUUGCUACUCCCAGAAGCCAAGAGGAUGAUGCACAUAAUGUACAAGCAGUUAUAGAUUCCCUGGCAUUGGAUUAUUUGCAGGUCAGCUUGUCUCACAUCACUGGCGAGAACAUUGUGAAAGGAGACAGGGAGUCUAUCAAAAACCUCCUUGAAAUAUUUGAUGGUUUGUUAGAGUAUCUUAGAGAAGUCAGCGAAGCAUCUUCUCAGACUGGAGCUGAGAUAAAUGUGUUGUCCAGUGAUGAAAUUCAAAUUGCAUCUCAAGAGCAGCUGGAAAGCACUGCUGAUCAACUUGCACAACAUACACUACUAUCAUCAGUUGAAAAGUCCCAGUCAGAAUAUUUUAUUCUAACUUGUGAUACAGAUGGCUCAGAAUCUACCAGUGAAUUAAUUAAACUUGGAGAUACUGCUUAUUCAUUUUCCAAGAGAGGGGAAGGAGAAAAGGACAUGGGGGUAGAAGAAUCUGAAAGCCCAGAGGCUCUUGCAGCACUGCCCAGACAGUUCUCAGAAAGUGAAAGGGGGAUUGUAAAGGAAAGGGAAGAUGGAGGGGUGGAGUCUGUGCAAGCUGCUGAACCUCACAAAGGGAGUCUGAGUGCCAGUGCUACAAAACUGGGGGACCCUAUCCAGCAGGCAAUUCCUCUGCUGCCCCCGUUCCAGCCCUCAGAUCCAGGAUGGAGAGAUUACCACUGCUCAGACAGACAGGCAGCAGCUCUGGCUUGCAGUCAAGCAGUGAACAUUCCUACUAUUGAAAAGUCACUUACCCAAAAAUUUGAUGAUAUUUCUGAUGGUCUUCCUCUUUCAAGAAAGAUCCCUGUAGCCACAGUGCCAUUAACUCACACUUACCUGUCAUCUGCUUCUGCACUGGGAGAAAUGCUGGGAGAUGAUGCUAAGGACAAUUUGACAAAGGUGCCUUUGGUAUAUGAAUCUUCUAUAUCCACCUCCUCUUUUGAGGAAAAUCUCUCAGUAUGUGCUGAACAAGUAACACAAACCCCAAGACCUGAAUCUCAGCAUCAGCCUAGAACAACAAGCAAAUAUGAAAAUUCCACCACAGAUUCAGUUGAAGAUUCACUUUCCCACAGAACAACAAAGGAGAAGGCGUCUGAGCAAGAGUUUCGUGAAGCAUCAGAAAAUCUGUCUCGCAGGCUAAAUGAACUAGAUUUAAUGUUGAAGAGAGCUUUGGGUGAGCACACAAGAGAAGAGGAGCUGACAGAUGAGGACAGCCUGUCCCAGCACAGUGACAGUGUCAUGGACUAUGGCCGAAGGACAGCUGAGAGAGACACAUCACGUCCAAGGUACCCAGGCAGGCCACGAUCCCUCUCUCCAGCCUCACCCUCAUCUCAGCACCUGGAAAGUAAACUGCGUGGUAGUGGAACAGGCCAGAUAAAGACAAUACGCAGCCACCUGCAGGAAGAAAGGGAUGAAAGAACAAGAAGAGCAAAGCUGGUCACUAAAGCUUAUGAAAAUGAGUUAAGAAUUUUUGAAGCGAGGGAGAAGCAUAGACUUUCCAAGCUCAGAGAAGCUGCCAAGGAAGUGGAACAAAAGUACAAAGAAAAUGUCUUUCAAGAACCUCCAAAAGUGUCUCAGCCAGUGAAAGUUUAUUCUAGAAAAACCACACCUCAGUAUCCCAAAUACAGCCUGUGGAUUCCAAAACGAGGGAUCAUGAAGCCAAAGCAAGCAGCUUCAAUGACAAUAAGAGACAAUAACCUCCUCUUGCAGCUCCUGGAGGAGUUUCCCCACCUACACAUUUCCCCCUGUACUCUGAAUAAAAUGUGGCAGCAGCAGCUUGCACAGACUGUGCACCUGAAGGCACCUUCUGCCAGACCUAGACCAAAACUCCAGAAUGAAGUUGAACAAGCCUUGAAGAAACAUGAACUGCUUGCUGCAAUUAUUAAGAAAGAUCAAGAUCACAGCAAGAGACUGCAAGAAAUCAAGCAGCGCAUCUACCGCCAGAAAUGGGCACAGAACAAGGUGACAGAGAAGCGGCAGCAGGUGGCCCGGGCCAGGAAAUACUACGAGGAUUACAGGGUCCAGCUCCGGGCCAAGCUGCUGCGGGCGAGGACACGGGAGGAGAAGAUAUUUAAGAACUUAUUUGAAGAAGGCUUAGAAAUUCAGAAGCAAAGACUGAGGGACCUGAGAGUUUAUGCUCAAGAGAAGCGUGAUGAGCAACGAAGAGAACACCAGAUUGAGCUGGAGUCUCUGGAGAACUACUACAAAGAUCAGUUUUCCAUGCUAGCAGAAGCUAUAUCUCAAGAAUUUCAAGAAAUCCAAACCAGAGAGAAAGCACAAGCACAAAUGCUACAGAAAAGAAGAAGAGAACUGAGAUCAAAGAUGGAAAAGGAAAUACAACAACUGCAAGCAGCAAUCAUGUACAAUGAUGAUGACACCUUUUUUCAAGAGCUAGAAGCAGACAGACUGAGAUCCAGGCUUCAGAUGGCUUCUUUCCAGUACAGCCAAAGCCACUUCUUCUAAGACUUGGGUAAAUGUCACUGUAGUCCUCCCUGGCUAAGAUGAUCAGAGUCUGAGAGUUGCUAUAAUGGGAAGAUGGUGUGAGGCUGGUUUUCUCUCUAUAAUCUCUGUUCUGUCAUUUUGACCUGUCAGGGGUGUAGCUGCUGGGCUUUGGGAUCUCCACGGCCAUUUUAUG